AUGCUCAUGUCUACUCCCCUUCAGAUCCUUGGUCAGGAUGGUCCUCAAGUCUCAUCAGUGGGUCUCGGUUUUGGGAGUAUCAGCGGGUUCUAUGGACCUGCAGGUACCAUUGAUGAGAGAGUAGCACUUUUGGAUUAUGCACACACGAUAGGACUGCGCUUCUGGGAUCUGGCCGACAUUUAUCUCGACGCUGAAGACGUGGUCGGAGAAUGGAUCAAGCGAUCCGGCAAACGCGAUGAGAUAUUCCUUACCACGAAAUUUGCCCUCCAACGUCAGCCUAAUGGAAUGCAUACUUUCCGCUCUGAUCCAGAAUAUGUGAAGUCUGCAUGUGAGAAGAGUCUUGAGAGACUUGGGGUCGAUACCAUCGAUCUUUACUACUGCCACCGUGUGGACGGUGUGACACCCGUGGAAAAGACCAUCGAAGCUAUGGUGGAGCUGAAGAAUGAAGGAAAAGUCCGGUACCUUGGUCUAUCUGGCGUCUCAGCAGACACAUUGCGUCGGGCGCAUGCCGUGCACCCUAUUACGGCACUACAAAUGGAAUAUAGUCUUUUCAAUCUUGAUAUUGAAUCUGGAAUACUGGACACAUGUCGAGAACUAGGAAUCAGGGUCGUGGCAUAUUGCCCGAUUGGUCGCGGUAUUCUGACUGGCCAGUUCCAAUCUCUAGCUGACAUCCCAGAAAAUGACCUCCGUCGAACGCUGCCAAAAUUUUCUGAAGAGAAUUUCCCAAAGCUUAUGGAGAUUGUGCGGAAACUAGAGGGAAUCGGCACUGUCCAUGGAGUGAAGCCAGCACAGGUUGCUUUGGCAUGGUUAUUGGCUCAAGGAGCGGAUAUAAUCCCCAUCCCUGGUACGAAAUCGACUGACAAGAUGGACGAAAAUUUGGCAUCUUCACUCCUUACGUUGAGCAAUGAUGAGUUACAGGAAAUUAGAGAUCUUGUGAAACGAACCGAGAUUCAAGGGACUCAGUACUCCGCCACGUAA
Molecule: messenger RNA, 978 nt
Organism: Penicillium malachiteum
Lineage: Eukaryota; Fungi; Ascomycota; Eurotiomycetes; Eurotiales; Aspergillaceae
Exons: 2
Coding region: 1-978 (325 amino acids)
Cellular component (GO): cytoplasm
Source: RefSeq, a predicted model, not a curated record